AUGGUGGUAGGCGCACUUUUGGCCAUUGCGGGCGCGUCUACAGCAGCUGCAACAAGUGGCUUGCCUGAUGCAGAGUGCUGGCAAGACGAUUUCAACGAGGAAUUUUGCUGUGGUGAUCGCUGGGGGCUGACCGGAAAUCCUGCAUGCUGGAAUGAGGAGUUUACCUACCUCCGUUGCUGUGGCAUCGACAAGCUGCCACGAAGGCCGGACGAUGACACCAAGUGGGAGGCAUCGACGGCAGGAAUUGAACUGGAGGAUGGUGGCGAAUACGACUUCAUAGUGGUUGGCGCUGGCUCCGCUGGUAGUGCCGUUGCAUCUCGGUUGGCUGCCGCAGACACCGUCGAUGGACAGCCAUGGCGUGUUCUCAUCCUCGAGGCCGGUUCCUGGAGUGUUUCGGAGGAGGUAGCGGAUCCCGAUCGCAGUGCGCAAAAGAAGGAAGCGUGGUGGCCGGCAUUGGAGGUGAACUGGAGCGUUGGAAGGGAGGGAAGGACGUGGACAUAUGCGACCGGUCGAGGUGUUGGGGGAACUGCCAGUGUCAACUCAAUGAUCUACACGCGAGGAUCCAUCUUCGAGUACGAGGCCUUUGGAUGGUCCGUCGAUGAAGUCCUGAGCGCCUUCAAGAACUUGGAGGCACCUAUGGAAGCUCCCGGCUUCAAGCCAGACCCACAUUACCAUCGACCGCUGCCCACAGGUGGACUCGAAGACCUGGGCUCCAAUCUGCCGGGCAGUCACCUGACCUUGGUGUCUGCUUUUCCCGAGGAACUUCCUCCUCUCUUCCGAAGUUUGAUUGCUGCCUUCGAAGGCAUUCGUGUGCCCUUCAGGGCGGAUCCCCAUGGCAAUGCAACGAACCAGGGCAUCGGUGGGAUGUGGCGCUCCAUGGGUUGUGGGCACCCGCGGUGUCAGCCGACUCGAAUUUCCCGCGUGACGGCUGCUCGCGGGAGACCUCGAUCAACCACAUACAAGGAUCUGGCAGCCCCCUUUCAUGGCUCGCCUGCGCACAGGCUGGAGACGCUGACUCAUGCCUUUGCAGAGCGCAUCAGCUUUGACGGCAACAAGGCUGUUGGUGUGGAGAUCUCGGUGACUUCUGACGAUGCUCCUCAGGUGGUUCAGCGUCGCCUCCGAAUUCGGGCCAAGCACGAGGUCAUCAUAGCAGCAGGUGUCCUCGCCACUCCGAAGUUGCUCACGUUGUCCGGUGUGGCCGAACCUAAGGAGCUCGCUCGACUGGGUGUUCCCGUGAUCGCCAGCUCGCCUUCUGUCAGCCGCCACUUCCACGAGCACGUGGGGUUGUCAAUUGUAGCGCAUACCAACGUCCCGUGUCCGGAAGGGUAUCACCUCAGCGAAGAUGGACAAACAACGACGCAUCUGGGAAACACGGACCAGUUCAUUGGACAACUCUACGCUUUCCUCAAUGCCACGGACAAUCGACCGGGUGAGCCUGGUCCAGUGGACGCUGAGGUUAUGUUGCUGGAGGGCUGCCUCGAAGGCCAUCUCAGCUUGACUUUCACGAUCAUUUUGCUGCAAGCGCGUACACGUGGAAGGCUUGUCGUGCAGUCUCGACACCCGAUGGCCUCGCCCCAUCUCGACUACAAGCCCCUGAGCAACAGCGAUGACAUUCAGGUAAUCGCGAACACCAUUCGCCUCCUGUAUCAGGGUGUUUUCGCCUCGGAGCAGAUGGCUCCUUUCGAGCUGGGCAUCAGUCCCGGUGUGGAGGUGGUUGCAGACUUCCAGAAGUUGGCGCAAUGGAUUCGCGCCAACAUCUACUACUACUCCCACCCCACUGGGCUGGGUGCUGAUCCGGAUGCAUCCGAGAUGGACCUGCGGCAGUGCUUCCUUCGCAAAGCAGUGGAAGUUCAUCCCGCUACGCUCAGGGUGCACAGAUCCAGCGAGCUUUCAACAGACGUUGAGCCCUUCUGCAAGGUGGCUGCUGCCUGGACAGAACUCCGCGAUCUAGGCUCACGGUGGCGAUAUGAUAUGGAACUGCAAGCAGGUCGUGGACGUGUGUCGCAGGAUGGGACCCACCGGGCACCACCCAUGGACCUUGAAAAGGCCUUGGGAGUCUUUGCUUUCGAGACCUGGGUCUGCGAAAAGAGCGUCAAUCAGGUGGCACAAGACUUCGCUCCGGUCCUGGAGCUGGCGCAUCAGCUCGUAGAUGAGCAGAGCGACACCAAGAGACACGUGCUUCCUGACAGUCAGGUGACGCCAACAACAGUGGCUUGUGGUAUGGCUGUGUCGGCUGGACUGUUGGCUGCUGGCUGCGUUGCCAGUGCUGCGGGAUAUCCUGCACUAGGCUCCUGUGUCCGAAAGGGCGCUCUCUUCCAGGGUGCCAGUCAGGCAGCAAGCGGAUUCAAUUCCUUGCGAAGUGAUGACAUCCAGGCAGCUUUGUGUUCAAACUCAUCGACACUUUUCUUGUCCUGCUAA
Symbiodinium sp. CCMP2456 is the source of this 2418-nucleotide messenger RNA. The record is from the annotation of a GenBank genome assembly. NCBI's taxonomy places the organism in Eukaryota, Dinophyceae, Suessiales, Symbiodiniaceae.